This is a messenger RNA of Trematomus bernacchii (emerald rockcod), 1351 nucleotides long. RefSeq names its product zona pellucida sperm-binding protein 4-like. The coding region runs from base 30 to 1283 and encodes 417 amino acids. The record is from RefSeq and is a predicted model, not a curated record. Lineage: Eukaryota; Metazoa; Chordata; Actinopteri; Perciformes; Nototheniidae. The transcript has 8 exons. Gene Ontology annotation, biological process: prevention of polyspermy; binding of sperm to zona pellucida. Gene Ontology annotation, cellular component: egg coat. Gene Ontology annotation, molecular function: acrosin binding; structural constituent of egg coat.
GCAGCUUUGGUGCAUUGACUUAUACCAUAAUGGAGCUUUUCAAGUGUCUGUUUGGUUUGGUGGUUGUUUUUGCCUGUGAUGCGUUUGCCCAGGAUCCCUGGAUGCAACCCCUGCAGAAAAACCAACCUGCUCUUCCUCCUCAGUGGCCGCAGCAACAGCAGAAGGUCCCUCCACCUGAAGCUCCCUUUGAUAAAUGCCAGGUGGAGCAUGCUAACAAAAUCCAGUGUGGAACUGCCGAUAUCACUGCUGAGCAAUGUGAAAACAUAAACUGCUGCUUUGAAGGCAGGCAAUGCUACUACGGGAAAGCAGUGACUGUGCAGUGUACCAGGGAUGGCCAGUUUGUGGUGGUGGUGGCUCAAGAUGCCACUGUGCCCAACAUAGAUGUGGAUUCAGUCAGCCUGCUGGAAACAAAUGACCCCUCCUGUAAUCCUGUCGACGUCACCUCUGCUUUUGCCAUCUUUCAGUUUCCUGUGACUGCAUGUGGCACUAUACUCAAGGCGGAAGAGGGUUUCGUGGUGUACGAGAAUCACAUGUCUUCCUCAUACGAGGUGGGAAUUGGACCCAGAGGAUCGAUCACCAGAGACAGCCAUUUUGAGUUAUUGUUUCAGUGCAAGUAUUCUGGCACAUCGGGGGAAGCUAUCGUCAUGGAGGUAAAUGUUGUUCCUCCACCUGCGCCGGUCGCUGCUGCAGGACCCCUCAGAGUGGUGCUACAACUGGGCAAUGGCCAGUGUUACUCAAAGGGAUGUGUUGAAGAGGCCGUAGCAUAUACCUCCUUCUACGGUCCAGCAGACUACCCACUCACCAAAGUGCUGAGGGAACCUGUCUAUGUUGAGGUGAGCAUCCUGGAGCGGUCUGACCCAAACAUCGUCCUGAACCUGGAGCACUGCUGGGCCACUUCCAACCCCAAGCCCCAAAGCUUUCCACAGUGGGACCUCCUGGUUGAUGGGUGUCCCUACUAUGAUGACCGUUACUUGACCACAGUGUUGCCUGUCGAUGGCUCCUCUGGGCUGCCUUACCCUACGCACCACAAACGUUUCAUUGUUCAAAUGUUCACGUUUGUGGAUCAAAACAACUAUUCUACUCACAAAGAAAUGGUGUUCCUCCAUUGUACAACGGCUGUGUGUUAUCCCAGCAGCACUAACUCCUGUCAACAGCCAUGCCAUCGGCAACGAAGAGCUGUAUCUGCGGUGAAGAAAGUUCCUUCAAGUCGGACAACUCUGGUCUCAAGUGGAGAGGUGAUCCUGACUGAGCAGAGGCCAUCUGCUCCCAACACCAAGAGAUGAAAAGCCACCGGAAGCAAAGUGUGAAUUCCUCUUUUAAUAAAGCUUGUCAAAAGCUCAUAAUUGCAACA